AUGCUCAAUUCUUUGUGUCGCGUAGUCUCGUUCCUCUUAAUUCCUCUAUCUCUUUCCUUCUCUCUCUUUUCUUUUCUUGCAUUCCUUCAUUCCUUCUACUAUCUUUCCCCUACGACUACUGAAGAAGGUAAGCCACCAGAGCCCCCUCUCCACCAUGUAUUCAGAGCAUUUUGGGACCUGCGAUCCGCCUACAAUGUUGUGGUGACAUGUCCCGAUCCUCUUCUCGCUCUGAGCACUUCACACCCACCUCAUCGCCACCCCACUUCCAAAACCAUUGCCCACCACAACUCUUCAGUUGACCUUACACCAGAAGCCAUUAGAACUAACAUUUUGUGGCUUCAGAGACAGCAAGAUUUCGACAUGGGUUCAUCAUAUCAGAGCCUCCGUGAGGGCCUCGAGGCCGCUCUGCGACACACACGUCCCACGGAUACCCAAGACUCCGACUUCGAAGCGUCCAAACUCCCACCUUUCCUGCAAGAACUUCUGGAUCGAUAUCCUCCAAACUUCGGUGAUGAAACGCCAGAGGCUGGUACCGAUGACUCCAACACAGCAGAGAACGAUAGCAUUGCGGAAGAAAGCAGCAGUGCUCUGUCACAAGCGUGUGGCACAGAGUCGGACCAUGAUUCCAUUGCUUCAACAUCCUCGGAUUCAAACGAGCUGUCGUCAGUCGAGAUUGAAGCUUUCAUUGACUACUAUGUGGCCGAGAAAUUCCGAAAGGUCCAAGACAGAACUUCCACCAACAGCGAUGCCACAGAGCUCAGCGCUAUGACUGAACACAACGAUGAGCAAACCUUUCAGUUGAAAGCAGAGAAGAGCGCGCUCGAGGACCGUCUGAACAACCUGAGGAUAACCGUUCAUGGAUCAAUUGUCUCAGAAACUGGAGCCACUGCCAGUGCUACCAAAAAGCAAUGCCAAUGUCUAGACGAGACGAUCAAACACAUUUGCCGGAUUAAUGGCCUGCUGGGCAUUGCACAAGACGAAAAGACCAAUGAUCCCAUGCUCCAACUCCCAAAGAGCAAUCAGGAAGCCGAAACACAUGAGACCAAUAGCCGAGACCGAUGCUCCAGUGUGAACGCGAAAAGCUGGGGAGAAAUUCAGAAGGACCAGGUCUCAGAUUGCGCGUUGCUCAAAGUCUUGUUAUCCAAAGACGUUAACUUCUUGAACGAGCUCUCCUUUUUCGGAUCCGGGAGGUCGAUGCAUCCUCUUCGGCGUGAACUAGACACAGCACUGAAUGACAUGAGGGAAGGCAACGGUGCAGCACGCCAAGCUCAAGAUUUCGACCAUCUUACCAUGACAUCCUUCGCGGAACUAUUCAUCGCAUGGUUGUGGUGCAUCGAGGUCCCGAUUGGGGGCUUCCUACCUGAAAAAAUUUCUUCGACGAUCUAUCUAAAAGAAGCCGCCCCAUUGAUCGUCGCACGUUUCCUCAGGGAUGUUAAGUCAGAAGUUGGGCAUUCUCUGUCAUAUGCACAUCAACUCAUUUCCGGCAGUAAUCACUUGGUGAGCCUAUCAGGUGCUCCCAUCUUGCUUGAUGGAUCUCACCAAGAUAUACUCCGCCCUCAUCAGUUGUCUGGUGUGAGAUUCUUGUGGCGGGAAAUUGUCAAGGAAAAGAAGCCUGGCGGAGCCCUUCUGGCACACGAGAUGGGUCUUGGCAAGACCCUUCAAAUGUAA
Messenger RNA from Penicillium olsonii, 1668 nucleotides. Lineage: Eukaryota; Fungi; Ascomycota; Eurotiomycetes; Eurotiales; Aspergillaceae. The record is from the annotation of a GenBank genome assembly.